This is a messenger RNA of Mus pahari (shrew mouse), 3516 nucleotides long. It is a transcript of the gene Dpysl4, whose product is annotated as dihydropyrimidinase like 4. The transcript is spliced from 14 exons. Gene Ontology annotation, cellular component: cytosol; cytoplasm. The coding region runs from base 117 to 1835 and encodes 572 amino acids. Gene Ontology annotation, molecular function: hydrolase activity, acting on carbon-nitrogen (but not peptide) bonds, in cyclic amides. NCBI's taxonomy places the organism in Eukaryota, Metazoa, Chordata, Mammalia, Rodentia, Muridae. The record is from RefSeq and is a predicted model, not a curated record.
AGCCCAGAGCCGUGCUAGCUCACACUCGGACUUCCCAAGCUCCGCGCGUGUCCCCGUCUGCACGUCCACGCCAGCGCAGCCCCUACCGAGGACACUCAGCCCGCCCGUGGAUCAGGAUGUCCUUCCAAGGCAAGAAGAGCAUUCCCCGGAUAACGAGCGACCGCCUUCUCAUCAAAGGUGGGAAGAUUGUGAACGAUGACCAGUCCUUUCAUGCUGAUCUGUAUGUGGAAGAUGGUCUGAUUAAACAAAUUGGAGAGAAUCUCAUCGUCCCUGGGGGCAUCAAAACCAUCGAUGCUCAUGGCCUGAUGGUGCUGCCUGGGGGAGUUGACGUCCACACCCGCCUGCAGAUGCCUGUGAUGGGCAUGACCCCAGCUGAUGAUUUCUGUCAGGGCACCAAGGCGGCCCUAGCGGGUGGGACCACGAUGAUACUGGACCAUGUGUUUCCUGAUGCUGGUGUGAGCCUGCUGGCAGCCUAUGAACAGUGGCGGGAGCGAGCGGACAGUGCAGCCUGCUGUGACUACUCCUUACAUGUGGACAUUCCUCGCUGGCACGAGAGCACCAAAGAAGAGCUGGAGGCCCUAGUCAGGGACAAAGGUGUGAACUCCUUCCUGGUCUUCAUGGCAUACAAGGACAGGUGCCAGUGUACUGACGGUCAGAUAUAUGAAAUCUUCAGCCUCAUCCGGGACCUGGGAGCCGUGGCCCAGGUGCACGCAGAAAACGGGGACAUCGUGGAGGAGGAACAGAAGCGCCUGCUGGAGCAAGGCAUCACUGGUCCUGAGGGUCAUGUGCUCAGCCACCCAGAAGAGGUAGAGGCCGAGGCUGUGUACAGAGCAGUCACCAUUGCCAAGCAGGCCAACUGCCCACUGUACGUCACCAAGGUGAUGAGCAAGGGCGCAGCUGACAUGGUUGCCCAAGCCAAGCGCAGGGGGGUGGUCGUCUUUGGGGAACCUAUCACUGCCAGCCUGGGCACCGAUGGCUCACACUACUGGAGCAAGAACUGGGCCAAGGCUGCGGCCUUCGUCACUUCACCCCCUAUCAACCCGGACCCUACUACUGCAGACCACCUCACCUCUCUGCUGUCCAGUGGGGACCUCCAGGUGACAGGCAGUGCACACUGCACCUUCACUACUGCCCAGAAGGCUGUCGGCAAAGAUAACUUCACACUGAUCCCCGAGGGCAUCAACGGUAUAGAAGAGCGCAUGUCUGUGGUCUGGGAGAAAUGUGUGGCUUCAGGGAAAAUGGACGAGAAUGAGUUCGUUGCCGUGACCAGCACGAAUGCUGCCAAAAUCUUCAAUUUUUACCCCAGGAAGGGGCGUGUGGCCGUGGGCUCAGAUGCUGACCUGGUCAUCUGGAACCCCAGGGCCACGAAAGUCAUCUCUGCCAAGAGCCAUAACCUGAAUGUAGAGUACAACAUCUUUGAAGGAGUGGAGUGCCGAGGAGUGCCCACGGUGGUCAUAAGCCAGGGCAGAGUGGUGCUGGAGGAUGGAAACCUGCUUGUCACCCCAGGGGCCGGCCGCUUCAUUCCCCGGAAGACAUUCCCGGACUUCGUCUAUAAGAGGAUAAAGGCUCGCAACAGGCUAGCAGAGAUCCACGGUGUGCCUCGAGGCCUGUAUGACGGGCCUGUGCAUGAAGUGAUGUUACCUGCCAAGCCAGGGAGCGGCACACAGGCCCGUGCAACCUGUCCAGGCAAGAUCUCAGUGCCACCUGUGCGCAACCUACACCAGUCGGGGUUCAGCUUAUCUGGCUCUCAGGCUGACGAUCACAUUGCCAGACGUACCGCUCAGAAGAUCAUGGCACCCCCCGGAGGACGCUCCAACAUCACAUCUCUUUCCUAGACUUGGGGGUCUUGGCCAGCUGGUGCUGUCCCCACUGGCAGGGUGUGGGGACGACUCAUGUUGUCAGUUAGCUCCUUCCUUUGUAGAUCCUUAUUGUGAAAGGUGCUCAGCCUUACCCUCCCCCUCCCCAUAAGCUCUCUCUUGGGAGUCCCAGCCCCCACUCUGAGGUACCCCCCUCCAGAGGGCUGAACCCAGGGAGAGUUCACUGCCAGAGUGAGAGGAUUAGGCAUGGCAGUGAGCAGGUGCCUCUUGCCCCCCUGACCUUACCUCGAAGGCCCUCCGUGAGAGCUCUCGGCCUCCAGCUCAUGAGCUUUCUGGGGGUCUUGGUGUAGGCAGGGUGGGCGUUUGCUGCUGCCACCCCCUAAGAAAUCACUGCCCCGUGGGAGCCCCCAAGCUUCCACCAGUUCCAUGUUGCUAAGGUGCAGCGACCCCUUGGGGGCCUGUCCCCCUGGCUGCCCUGGUGUAGGGAGGAGAGCAGGUGAGCGGAGCCUCUGCUUGCGGAGGUGCUGUGACUUCAGGGAUCCACCAGUUACUCAGUACAGGGGAGCUCCCUCCCACACAGACACUUCCAAGGACCAAACCUGAGCUCCUAUAGCAGCCCCCCUCUAGGGAGUUUGAUGAUCCCUUAGCUAAGACACUUUCCUUUUCCUACAAACUGUGUUUCCAUAGGUUUAUUAGAGUAGCGGUUUUGUACUGUGAGGAAACCGUAGCCAGGGAUCUAUCUGCAUGCUGCUGUACCACAUGCCGGCCACCGGCCAAGCCUGAUAUGAGGCAGGUCAAUAAAAAAAAAAAAAAAAAAAAGUAUGGGUUAGAAGCUGCCUGUGUGUUGCCAGCCAAACCUCCCUCCCUCACAAGCAUUUGCAUGGGGACCAGAGAGCCCCUGCCACUCCUGUCACCUCUGCCCAGCUGCCUGCUAUCUAGCAGUGUGGUCUCUGCCUGCUCUGGGCCACCGGCAUGGCUGGACCUGAAUGGUGGAGAGAGGGCUCUUCCUCUUAGGAUAUCUGGCUGUCUCACAGCCAGAUGGUCAGUAGGAGGACUCCCAUGCUCUGACUGGCCAGGCUCAACAAGCCCCGCUGGACUGAGCGAGUUAGUGGAAGACUGGGAAGCAUGCCCUGCGGGGGGGGGUGUAGGAUAGUAUGGGGGCCAGCCCAGGAAGUGAGCACAGUUGCUCACAGCCAGGCCCCAGCCCUGGAAGGAAAGCAACUAGGCAGUUCCUAUGAAUGCCUUCCUGAUGUCAGAAAUCCGGGGCUGGCCUUAAGUCCUCUCAUGGUGGUGGUCUUAGUUCUUCAUGCCAGGCAAGGGAUCCCCAAAUUGCUUGUCCCUUCUCCCAACAUCUAUUCUCAGCAGCAGGAGCAUGUCCAUGGCAACCACUGUCAGCAUCCAGAAUCUUCAUCAUUUCUUUGGUCCUAGCAGCAACGUUGUUGAAGGCCCAACAUGGCAGCCCUGCCACCUUUGGGGGGGGGGGCAUCCUCUGGGUCACAUAUACACAGUCAGUAAGGCUUCAGACUGGAUUUCAUUUUGUUUUGGGACACAGUCUUGUGAUGGAGCCUUGACCAGUCUGCAUGGACCUUACUGUGUAGACCCGGCUGACCUCAAACUCAAGAGAUCCGCCUGUCCCCCAAGUGCUGGUAUUAAAGGUGUACUACCAUAAUCCAGCAAAGCUUUAGGCUUGAACCCUGGA